GACUGUGACUUGUCUUUUUACUCUUUUUAGUUCUGGCACUGACGAACCAGAUCUAUCUGCACCGCCAAUGAAUGGAUGGUGUUGUUGGCAACACGCUUCACUGCGAGUGCGAGUAGGUACCGCACUGACGAAGUGACAGUACUGUCACAACACUCAACAGUUAGCUUCUGCUUCUUUCUUGUUCAGUAUCAUUAUCAAUACAAGAGUUUGUGUCUUUUCUAGAGCAAGCCACACAGUCAUCAUUUAGCUGCUCAGGCGUUAUUUGUUAGUCACUGGUAACUCGUCUUGGUUUUGUCACCCGGAGCUAUUUACUCCGAAAGGCUGUUGUUACAACUGGUUGAAGGAAAGAACUAAGCCAUUUUAGACUUGGCGAGUGGGUGGAAGUUGUACCUGUUUUCGUAAUACAUGUACGUACCGAUACCGGUAAUUGAAAACUGAAUUCUCAAAGGCCCUUUUCCAUAAUGGAUACGAAUCGACGCACAAGCGCCGCCUCACAGUCACAAGAAGUGCAGUAUGAUGAGGUAGACUAUAGUAGACCAUGGCGAGGAACACCCAGCGUGCCUCACCUUCACUGCUUCAACGCCGGUCGUCCCAAGCGAAAUGGUUGGGUGGAGCCAUACGUCGGCCGUGUGUCCAUGCUCUCCUUGGCCAACGUGGAUGCCAGGGCGCAAGUCAUGGAAAUGGACCAGCUGCAACUGUACAGGAAAUUUGACCAUAACUUGCUAUGGGAUAAUUCGAUAUUACGCUGCGGCAUGAGGUUCAAAGGAAAGCAGACGAACAAUGGCUCGCGCUUCCACGUCGAUGUUGAAAUGCAGGAUAUCAACUUUGAUGCUGGCACAUGUAGCGGGUACAUGACGGUGCAGGGGAUCUCCGAGGACAUACCGGAGCUAGAGACAUUCUUUACUGGCCACAUCAUUGGAAAACAUCAUUCUUUCCACACUGGCCAAUGGGGAUCUACAUCCUCUGUGGAUCGAAAGCAUUGGAAAAAGUUUGGCCACUGGGAACGGUACGCGAAGGCCUUCCCUGAUGACACUAUUGACUAUGAACACAUGGGCCAUGACAAAGCAGUAUUCAUGAGGUGGAAGGAAAAGUUUCUUGUCGAAGACCACACCAAGACCCACGUGAGGGGAGCGUCGUUCGCUGGCUUUUACUAUAUCAUGUACGAUUGUGACAAGAACACUAUCAGCGGCUUCUACUAUCAUAAAGACUCUGACUGGUUUCAAACCCUGGAUCUUGCCCGAGAGGAGGAUGUUUCACCUAUGCACACAUAUGAGUACCGGUGAUGCCUCUGCUACCGGUUGGACCAUCCAUGAUCUGCAACCGCGUUCUGGAGUAUUGAUGAUAGUUCUGCCACUGUUCAGAACUUCCCCAGACGUGGUAGCUCGUGCCUUGCUUGUACCAAAACUCUUCCCACGUCUAGCCUGCUCUAGAGAUUGUGUCAUGUGACAUGCCAGUGACCAAUGGUGGUAGUGGUGGUUGUCAUGUAAACCCGCAUCAUGUGACCCCCGUUGAUCGUGCCCAUGUCGUCUUGUGGGAUGAGUAGCUGUCGUGUUCUCGGGCGACAUGUGUCUCAUAUCCAGGGUGACCUUAUUCAGUCUUGCCGCGCCUAUGCUGCAACUGGGACACACCUCCUGAUAAUCCCAAGUUUUUCUCCUACUCAAUAUGUGCUUAUGUGGGCACUAGAGAUGAACAGACGGUGCCACUAACUAUUUCUUGUAUCGUUGGCUGUUCCGUCUUAUUGUCUUCACCGCCCCAUAUCCUGUAGGCUGCUGACCAAAAAGGAUUUUAACAGCUAAGCUUCAGUACUGUGACUGCCAAUCCUACUACUACUAUCUCCUAUUCUUUCAUCAAACGUUUUUGAGAUAGUGAUCCUCAUUGCUGUCGGCCGUAUCAGACAUGACCUCUCUGCUUGUACUGCAUCUCAUGACAUCAUCGCUGAUCGAGCCGCAUCCGGUGACGUCGCCGCUGAUUGAACUGCAUCUGAAUGACUGAUGGCGUUGUUGUCGAUUGAACAGGCUUACCCAAUGACGUCAUCAUUGACCUGGAAGCCAAUACAGAGCUGUGUGUGGAUUACGAAGUGAUGUGACGUCCAGUCCAUGAGGCUAACCGAGGCCAUUGCUACAUAUAUCAAGUAUGAUUUGUACAUACCAGUAGAACAUAAUGCCAAUGUCUGUGCGACUGUACACCGUGGAGGUUGGUUGACACGUCAAAUUCCAGGCAAGAGAUUAUAGGUUUACCGUUCAGUAGGUUUAGUGCUUUAGCUUUUGUCCAUAGUUGUAUGUUCAUACCUCUGUGUGUUUGUGAUGUCACAGUAGUAUGUAUGUGUGUGUGUGUGCCGAGUUUUUUUUUGUCGCUACUACUUCUGAGUUACAUCACUGCCUGCCUGUCUGGCAAUGCCACCAUGGCUGUGUCAUCUCUGUCUUUCUCUGUAGGUUUGUGUCUGUCUACUCCAUCUCUGGGUAUUCUGUAUGCCGACUCACUGUGUAUACUGUCUAACGUUAGGUCUCUGCUGUGACAUGUACGAGUAGAUGGAAGUUACAUGUAUGUACCUGUGUACCUGCGUGUCUAUCUAGGUCUCUGCUGUCUUGUGUCUGGCCCCACCACAGUGUAUUGCUGUGUUGGAAGCUGUUUUACAGAAUUAUAGACAUGAUGUGCUGUUCGAAA
This is a messenger RNA of Sycon ciliatum, 2664 nucleotides long. RefSeq names its product glucose-induced degradation protein 4 homolog. Gene Ontology annotation, biological process: proteasome-mediated ubiquitin-dependent protein catabolic process; negative regulation of gluconeogenesis; protein catabolic process in the vacuole. The coding region runs from base 462 to 1283 and encodes 273 amino acids. Gene Ontology annotation, cellular component: GID complex. NCBI's taxonomy places the organism in Eukaryota, Metazoa, Porifera, Calcarea, Leucosolenida, Sycettidae. The transcript is spliced from 7 exons. The record is from RefSeq and is a predicted model, not a curated record.